Messenger RNA from Prunus persica (peach), 2914 nucleotides. RefSeq names its product U-box domain-containing protein 35. Gene Ontology annotation, biological process: protein phosphorylation. The transcript has 9 exons. Gene Ontology annotation, molecular function: protein kinase activity; ATP binding. NCBI's taxonomy places the organism in Eukaryota, Viridiplantae, Streptophyta, Magnoliopsida, Rosales, Rosaceae. The coding region runs from base 1 to 2307 and encodes 768 amino acids. The record is from RefSeq and is a predicted model, not a curated record.
AUGGGAAUAAGAAGGCAAGCAGAAAAGAGAGAAGAGGCUGUGGCAUUGGCAAUAGACAAGGAUAGAGGAAGUGAAUAUGCUAUCAAAUGGAUUGCUGAACAUCUUCUCACCAGGCCCGGCCAAUCCCUCACUUUGGUCCAUGUUAAGCAACCAACUGCUGCUCCUGCCCUUCCCAACAUAUCUAAAAGUGGAGAACUGCCGAGGGAGGUUGCCAAGAUGAUCAAAUACCAAGUUGAUGCUGAAGCCAAAGACUUGUUCCUCCCAUUCCGUUGCUUUUGCACCAAAAAGGCUAUUCAUUGGAAUGAAGUCAUACUGGAGAAUGCUGAUAUAUCAAAAGCACUAAUCAACUACGUCACGGCUAAUUCAAUUGAGAUUUUGGUACUUGGUGCACCAUCAAGAAACGCCUUUGGAUUUCUCAGAUUCAAAACUAGAGACAUUCCAAGCGCUGUGUCAAAAGGGGCACCAGACUUUUGCACUGUGUAUGUCAUUGGCAGAGGAAAGAUAACACAUUCGCGACCGGCUACAGGCCGUCUAACCCCAAAGCCUCCCCUGCAUAAUCAAAUACAGCAGCAACCAAGCCAAGUUUAUGGUUCAAAUGAUACACAACACAUGCUGCACAACCUGCAGUCCAGAGGUUUGCUUCCUCUAGUUCUAGCAUCAUGCUGCAUUUUAUUUCCCACCACACAAGUAUGUGAAUCAGAGAUAACACAAUCUUCAACCCGUAGCCAGCUAAACAACAUUAAACUCAAGCCACCAUUAACAAGAGCAAUACCUAUAAGAGACAAAUCAUAUGAGGCCUUGCCAGAGAGUGAUGGGUUGUCGGUGAGCAGUGAAAGGCCAAGCACGGAUCUCAUGUCAAAUUUUCCUAGUAUGGCAUCAAGAAUGACCUAUCAAAGUUCAAUCAGCUCAGAGUUAGACAACAGAAGCUCUACGUCAUCUCACUCCGGAAUCAAGUUUAUUGACAUGAGCUCUGGACGGAAUGAAUUCUCAUCGUCCUCAAUUGAAAGUGGAAGAUCAUGGUCAUCAACGAGCAGGGAUGAAAUGGAGAAUGAGAUGCGGAGGCUCAGGCUAGAGCUCAAGCAAACAAUGGAGAUGUACAGUAUGGCCUGCAAGGAGGCAGUUACAGCAAAACAUAAGGAAAAGGAGCUUCACCAAUGGAAAUUGAAAGGAGAGUGUAGAAUAGAAGAGGCGCGACAAGCUGAGGAAUCUGCAUUUGCACUUGCACAGAAGGAGAAACUAAAAAGUAGGGCAGCCAUAGAGGCAGCAAAAGCAGCUGAAAAGAUUGCACAACUGGAAACAGAAAAAAGGCGGAAAGCAGAAAUGAAAGCUCUUAGAAAAGAUGAAGGGAGGAAGAAAUCACUAGACGGUCUCAGGUACAGGAAAUACACAAUUGAAGAUAUUGAAGCGGCAACAAAUGAAUUUUCCCCAGCUCGCAAGAUUGGGGAAGGAGGCUAUGGUCCAGUAUUCAGAGGUGAACUGGACCAUACGCCGGUGGCAAUAAAAGUUCUGCGUCCAGAUGCAGCCCAAGGACGGUCACAGUUCCAGAAAGAGGUUGAAGUAUUGAGCUGCAUUAGACAUCCAAACAUGGUUCUCCUUGUUGGAGCCUGCCCAGAGUAUGGUUGUCUGGUCUAUGAGUACAUGGCUAAAGGGAGCUUAGAAGACCGUCUCUUCCAGCGAGGCAACACCCCAGUGAUUCCUUGGCAGCUAAGGUUCAGAAUUGCUGCAGAAAUUGGGACUGGACUUUUGUUUCUUCAUCAAACCAAGCCCGAACCAGUUGUGCACCGGGACCUAAAACCUGGCAACAUUUUGCUAGACCACAACUAUGUGAGCAAGAUCAGUGAUGUAGGUUUGGCCAGGCUUGUCCCUGCAUCAGUAGCUAACUGUGUCUCUCAAUACCGCAUAACAUCAAUGGCUGGAACGUUCUGUUACAUCGACCCGGAGUAUCAAACAACCGGCAUGCUUGGAACAAAAUCUGAUAUAUUUUCACUCGGGGUGCUGCUCCUGCAACUAAUAACAGCCAGGCCACCAAUGGGUUUGGCUCACCUUGUUGAGGAGGCCAUUGAGAAUGGGACCUUCACUGAGAUGCUUGACCCUGCAGUUUCUGACUGGCCUGUUGAGGAAGCCUUCAAAUUUGCCAAGCUAGCUUUACAGUGCACUGAAAUGCGGAGAAAAGACAGGCCGGAUCUUGCCAAGGUUGUGCUCCCUGAGCUUAACAGAUUAAGAGAAAUCGCUGAAGAUUGCAUGAAUCCUUUCAUGCUGGGGGGUAAUGGAGCACUCUCACCAAUACAUGUAAGUUGCAUAACAUAAACCUAAGACUUAACUUCAAAUAACAGCACAACAUUCUCUUUUUCUUUUUUGCAUAUUUUCUUGAAGUUUUUUUUUCAUUUUGUUUGUUUGUUUGUUUGUUCUUUCUCAAUUUAGGAUGUGAUGUUUGAUCGCCAUCUUUCGGAAUAUGGAUAUGAUAGCCCAAGGAGCCCUUCAAGCACAUCAUCUUAUGCAGGGAGAUUAUACCGCUAGCUAGAAGCAGACAAUUUCAGUAGAUAGAACAUGUAAAGAUUGAGAAAAGUGCAUUUUUAUAAAGUUUUCUCAAGUCAUAGAUUUUUUGUAUCCUCAGAUCGUAAAACUGACUUCUAUAAACUCCACAGGAAGUUAUAAACUUUUGCCAAAUGGCUUUAAUUGGCUUUUUAGGAAGACAGGAAAAUUAUCAGUUUUUUUUAUUUUUUAUUUAUAUACAAGAGAGAAUCUACUUCAAACUAAUCUAAAUUACUUGAAUCUAAAUUAUAGGAAAGGGGAUUCGACCUUGGUGCAAUAGGGAGCACACAUAUUCUAACCAACUUGCCUAAGCCCAUACAGGAAAUUAUCAGUAUUUAAAAACCCCCACAUUGUAAGGAACUUGCAUAACUGAAGCUCCAAA